This is a messenger RNA of Myxocyprinus asiaticus (Chinese sucker), 4354 nucleotides long. RefSeq lists its product as uncharacterized. Gene Ontology annotation, biological process: negative regulation of T cell activation; B cell receptor signaling pathway; intracellular signal transduction. The transcript has 7 exons. NCBI's taxonomy places the organism in Eukaryota, Metazoa, Chordata, Actinopteri, Cypriniformes, Catostomidae. Bases 420 to 1967 code for a protein of 515 amino acids. The record is from RefSeq and is a predicted model, not a curated record. Gene Ontology annotation, cellular component: membrane raft; plasma membrane.
AGGCAACUGUGACGUGCUCUUGAUAUCACAACCGAACCUCGACUUGGAAUAACCCAGCUGUGCGUUUGCACCUUUUGCCUUGUAAGCGACGCCCAAUGCACAGGAACAAUGGGGAUGGUCAGAGUUUGCGAUGAGGACGCCAAAUGCCAUGCUGCACACAUGUCCUUCCUAACACACGAAACCAGACUAAACGCAGGUUAUUGAUUAUGCUUGCGGUGUUCUGGGGUCCGACCGGGUGCCAGACAUUUCAGCAGCAGCAGCAGCAGCAGCAGCCGAGAGUCCAGCGAGGUGGAUGCUGCGCGGCGACGCGCCCCCUGAAUCCCUAAACUGAAUCUUGAGGAUUGGGGGACGGUUUGAGUGUGUGUGUGCAUAUGUGUUUGUGAGGGAGAGAGUGAAAGUGUGUGUGUUUGCACUUCCACAUGGCCUCCAUGCAGGACGGAGUGAACUUCUCUGCUCAUCCCUACGGCAAAGUACUGCUGCUGGGGGCCAUCGCUGCCGCCUCAGCCUUUGUUGUCACCAUCCUCAUCGUUGUGCUAUGUGUGGGCUGCCAGAGGAAAGGGAAAACGCACAAUGGCCCUGGGGAGGAGAGGAAACACAGACUCAUGGACAUGAGUAUACUGCGGCAGUCCAAGCUGCGCUCCAUCAGUAAGUCAGACACCAAGCUUCAUGAGAUGAACAGACUCAACUGCAAUGGCAAGAAAUCUUCUAAGAAGAACCGUCCCGCCAGCAUGGAUCUGCUCCUACUCCCAAGCCGUCGCUCAAACUCUGACCUGCAUUCUCAGGGCCGCCAGCUGCCUCAGAUCCCCUCCGGUGAGGACGGGGAACACACAUAUGCUGAGGUGGGCCGCCGCUCCUCUCCCACGCGCGGUUCUGAGGAUGCCCGCUACGGAGUCGGAGGUAGAGCAGGAGAGACAGACACACCCGCCCCACCGGCAGUCCCUGCUAAUACCCCAGCUCCUCCUGAUCCUGAUGGGGACUGCAUGGAGGGUGGGAUCACAGAAACAGAGACCAUCCCCCAGGUGAUAAACACACCCCCUCAACCCCAGGAGACAGUGGAGUACGCCUGCAUCAGAAAGGUCCGGAGAGUGGACAAAGCAGCCCAGAAGAGGGACAACGGAACAGAGACAGAGGAGGGGCUCGGGGAACAACAACCACACAGCAGUGGAGACAUUCGUCAUGCCCCUCCCACUCACCCAGCCCCACCUCCAUCCCACCCACACAGUCAGAAGAUGCCUCGAAAAAAUAUGGAGGCCUUUAACCUUCCCUCUUUCCCUAAGGAGGCAGUGUUUAUGGGAAAUGGAGAGCAGUACAUAUGGAAACCUCCAGAAGAUGAUGACAUCAUCUUCCAGCACAAGCAGAUGGGUAUUCUGAGCUCUCACGCUGAAGAGAACAUGGCAGCAUCAGCAGCAGGGAUCACAGAGAUGUAUUCCAAAGUCUGCAAACCAGGUAAAAAGAAGCGAGGCAUGCCUGGCUCGCCCACAGCCGCAAGAGACAUCAGCGGCUUUAGGACCUUGGCACGGGGUGAACGUGGUGAGCGUGACGGGGGUUUCAGCGUGGUAGUCAAACCCCAGACGUGGGCCCCGCAGGAGGGCAAAGGCUCUAGAGUGCCUCCUGCCUGCAUGGAGGACCACUGCUACGAAGCCAUCAGCACAGAGGAGUCAGACCUGGCUUAUGAGACCAUGGAGGGCGGGGGAGGCUGGAAGCGUGACAGACCUCCACCCAAUGCCAGUGCCACCUUGCGACCCAAGAGGAAGAGGCCCCAGCAGCCCUUGCAACAACCACCCCCACCCCCUCCACCCCCCCAGCAGACACCCAAACUGCAGCAUCUCCCAGCCAAAGCCCUGCUGAUUCCUGGGGAGAGCUUGUACGAGAGCAUCCCCGACCUAAAGCAGAGCUCGGCCACCUCCAGCACAACCACCAUCUUUACCUUCAAUGAUGGCAUGGAGAUGUAUGUCACUGGCCUGUAGGGGGAGCUCUGGGGAACUUUUCUUAUAGUGAAUGAACAGAGCUUGAAUCUUGAAUGGGGACAGGCGUGUGUCCUAACCCAAUGAGGUACAGCACCACUGCUAUAUAUUUUACAUGGGUUCCAAGUAUUAGUUAAGCAUUAAUUGAGUUUUGUAAGUCUAGUUAAAGGUCAGCAUUCUUGCAGCACAAAAAUGAUAGAAUGCUUACAUGAAAAUCUGACUAAAUGAUUGCUCACAUACCUACAUCACAAACAUUAAUAGUAGUCACCAGAAUCCUUCACCAGCCAUGACAUAUCACCACAGACAACAUAUCACAACAGAGAGUAGCAUCACUGGGGAUUUCUGUAUAGGAAUAUUAUGGAAUCCUUGUUUAUUUGUCAUAACAUGCUUUAGUUUAUGACAAGGUCAGGCGUAUAGUUGAUGCCUAGAAAAUUUCAAAGUAUAAAAAAAUAUAUGAGCAACAAGUCUAUUACAAAAAAUAACUUGAAGCACAGAAUAUAAUUCCAUUCCUGCGGCUCUCUGCAAUGAGAUAAAUGUAUUUUGAUUAGAAACUGUUUGCAAAGCACCGUCCCCUAUUUCAAGAAGUGGACCUUAUUAUAAAUCCCAAGCAAAAUAUGAUAUAUUGACAAAAAGUCUAUAUUUAAUGUGUUCAUAGAUAAGUGGAUCCUAUUUUAAAAUGUUAAAAGCUAUCUAUUAUCUAAAAGCUUUAGAAAAUACAUGGCCCUAUUUUUGUAAUGUCAAAGCCUCUAUUUCUGUAAAAAAUAUUCAAACAGAGAUUCUCAUUUGAUGGGUCAAGCAGUUCUAGUAAAUAAAGGAAGUAUUUUCUUACGAAGCACAAAUGUCUCAUGCUUAGCAUGUUGUUUGUCAAAGACAGUCCCCUUAUGAAAUUGAAACAGCAAAUUUAAAAUCAGUUCAAAUUUAGAGGUUGUUAAUGGUCAGUAAAGGGAGAUCAGUAAUUCGUUGUACUUGUACAAUGACAAUAAAGAGCUUGAAUCUUGAAUCAUAGAAACUAUUAGCAAAAGCUCAGGGACUGAUAGAAAUUAAAUAAAUAAUUGCACACAAAAAGAUUUGACAUAUCUGACCGGAGACCCCAGUGUCUUUUCAUGUUAUUUUAUGUUUUGGUCAUAACAUCAAUUCAAACUGUCACGACCACAGCACUUCGAUGUGGUGAAGUAAGUGUUUUUCUUUGUCAAUACUGUUUAUGCACUUUGCCUGACAAAAAAAAAAAAAAAAAGAUGCAUGCUUUCAAGAAAAAAAAUACCUUUGCAAAAGGGGAAAAAAAGAAAAGAAAGAAAAGUGAAAAACUAGCACUGUUGUGUGGUAUCAGAGAAUGGUUUAUUUCUUGCUGUUGUCAGUGGUUUGAUUUUUACGCCUUUUUCUUCAUCUAAGAAAGAGCCCAAAGUGAUUUGCUUCAAAACUAGGGAGACCAAUGAGGACUCGAGGAGGACUUUCUAAAACAUAGACUGAACAGUUAGAAAAUUUAACACAAUUGGUGAGAAGAAUUGUAUCAUAGACAAUCCCUUUCCCCUUUACAGAAGCAGUCAAGAGAUCCAGGUGCCCCCCCCCACCAUUCUUUAAAUAAAGAGGGUGCUGGUGGAUCAAAAUAUGAUUGAAUCAAAUCACAAUACAUUUGAUUGUGGCAAAAAUUACCUGUGUGUUAUAUGGAUAUAGUUGGAGAUUAAAAAAUGGAACAAUGACUAAGCAAUUUGAAAUAGUGUACAAUGCCCUGUAAUUAGUUUAUUGGCAGGUUGGAUCAAAGUGUUUUGGGGUUUUAUGAUCAGACAGUGACAAGUUUCACCAAUGGACAAUGUCAAACUAUCUGUGAUCUAUGGCAUGUCUCAAUGGACUACAGCUGCUCUCUUUUGGUGUCUUAGAAUCGGAUACUAAUGGGAUCUGGAUUAAAUUAACCCAAAUGGCUGGAGCACAUGCAAAGAGGCUCAGGUCAACCAAAUAUAAUCAAACUGCUUCUCUGAAAAAGCUCGGAGUUGCUAUAAAUUGUCGGUGCAAUGUCGUAAAUAUGUUACAAACAAGAAAAUGCAGAAAAGAGGGGAGUGGGAUUUGCUCUUGGUGUUCCUGAAAGUACUUGUUUCUUUCUGGUCGUCCUUUUGGAAUGAUUUUUUCUCUGGUGAAAAAUGAUCUCAGCAGUAUAUCUGUGAGUUUUGAUUAUGUGCUUUGGGAUUCUUUUAUUUUUCACAUAUUUUUUGCUAUACUGUGUAUCUCAAAGACCAGUUGAGUUUAGUGUGGCAGCUAAUGUUGUGCGUUUGCUUAUCAAACAGCAGGGUGGUGUGUAUUAAAGCUGUGUAAUUAAGUACUAAUGUGUAAAAGAUUGUAAUGUUUUUAUAUCAAAAUGACUAUUCAUAAAAAUGUCGGGUCAAGUUUAUACUUUUUUA